AUGUCCGACCAGAACAACCAACAAAAGGGCUUCUUCGGCACCGCUGCCAGCGGUCUCGGAAACACUUUAGGCGCCGCAACAAACACUGUCGGCAAGGGCGUCCAGGGCGUCACGGACGCGACUGGCAAUGUUGUCGCGGCUGGUGGAAAGGGACUCGGUGAUGCUGUUACGGGCAUUACCCAGGGCGCUGGUGAUACUACUAAAGGUGAGUGA
Alternaria conjuncta is the source of this 213-nucleotide messenger RNA. RefSeq lists its product as uncharacterized. The record is from RefSeq and is a predicted model, not a curated record. The coding region runs from base 1 to 213 and encodes 70 amino acids. The transcript is spliced from 2 exons. Lineage: Eukaryota; Fungi; Ascomycota; Dothideomycetes; Pleosporales; Pleosporaceae.